AUGCACUCAAAAAAAGAUUGCAGACCAUGCAUUGGUGUUCAUGAUAAGGAGCAUUCAAUACAACUUAUACAACCUGUGUCUUAUACCUUUUGUUGUGGGACUACAUCUGCAAUUGAACUUGCUCAACAAAUACAUGAAGUAAUUGAAAAACUGUAUUUAAUUGGUUUUAAAGUAUUGACAACCGUAUGUGAUCAAAGUGCUAUUAAUAAAUUAAUACAGAAAACUAAGGCAGACUAUUUACGCCGUAAUGAGGUAUUUAAAAGAAAAGUGUUUGAAGUUAAUGGAGAAGAAGUCAUACCUUUAUAUGAUCCACCUCACCUACUUAAAGGCAUACGCAACAAUUUAAUGAACAAAAAUUUAAAAUGCAUUAUGAAAAAUGAUGUUAAUGUUGCAAAAUGGGAGCAUUUAGAAAUGCUACUUAAAGAAGAUCCUGGUUUUGAUGGACUUCGUAUGCUGCCAAAAUUGACAGAAAGCCAUUUAAACCCAAAUAAACUAAAAAAGAUGAAGGUGAAAUGCGCAGCUCAAGUACUCAGCCACUCAACCGCAAUAUUCAUGGGAUAUUUAGCAAGGAAAGGAAUAUUAGUAGAAGAUGCGAAGGAAACUGCAAGACUACUACUUUUCUUUGAUGAGUUAUUUGACUCUGUCAAUGGAAGCUUCCAUAACUUCAAGAAAAAACCAGGCAAAAAGUUUCUUGGUCCUCUUACACCUAAUUCCACUCAUUACGCUGGUGUGGUCACGUGUUCCGAGCUUUUUGAUGACGAGCUGACUGCGAGCCUGGACGAGCGUGGACUGACCCCUGAGAGAGCGAGGACGGUCUCGUCGUCGGAAGAUUUGGAGGAAUUGGUGGAAUCACUCACCGGCUGUAUCAGGGAGGCCUGCAGGGUGGCGAUUCCUGCAAUGUCGAGCGGGAGGCGACGGCCCCAAGCGAGUUGGUGGGCUCCUGAGAUCGAAGCUAAGAAGAAAACAGUGAACAGGCUGAGGAGCAGAAUAAGAAACGCAAGCUCCGAACGACGGCAGUACGCAGUCGAUCGAUACCUGGAGGCGAAAAGGGCCUACAAGGAAGCUAUCACAAGAAGCUGGAGGGAAUUCUGUGGCAAACAGGAAAAGGAGUCAGUGUGGGACGGCAUGGGCGAUGAAAUCAAACGAGCUGUUGAGGGACCCUGCUGCCCGGGGCACUACACUAACUCCCAUCGCAUCGGCGCAGCUGUUAGCGGAAACUUUUUAUCCAGGGACACGGAGGAGACCGACACCUCGGAACAGCGAGAGUGCAGAGCCGAAGUUGCGCAGGAAUUCAAGUUCAUAAAUGAAAGGCCACUCGAACUCACAAACUUUACCGCUGCGGAGGCGGAUCGGGUCGGGCCGCAUCGCAACGCAAAAAUACGCCUGGCUAUGUUUUGUAUGAAAUAUCGUUUAUUAGCGACGGAUCGGAGCGCGGCGGGCGGCAACGCAUUGGCGGAUCGCUUCGCAGGCGUAUUUCUGUCGGCGGUGCGCUGCGACCCGCCCCGAUCCGUCUAG
Messenger RNA from Arctia plantaginis, 1515 nucleotides. The record is from the annotation of a GenBank genome assembly. NCBI's taxonomy places the organism in Eukaryota, Metazoa, Arthropoda, Insecta, Lepidoptera, Erebidae.